AUGUCGCCAAAGUUAAGGGCUUGGAAAACUCAAGAUGUGAAGGAGUGCAGAGAAGCUACGAAAAGCAUAAACUUCCAUGAUGAGUACCAUAGAACACUAAGGACAAAGCCCUAUGUUGAUUUCUACAGUAAAGUUCAACUACUUGCAAAGCAGCCUGACAAUUUUUCGGAAGUCCUCCUUGAACCUUGCCAACAAACUAUAUCUUCCAUUGUUGAUUCAGGAGCCCUUUCAAAGACACCAAAACUCAAAAACCUUAUGCUAAGUUACUUUGACAUAAGUGCAGAGGCUUCACACAUUUGCUGUAAUCUUCUCAAAAGCAUCGACCAAGUCCACUCUUAUUACCAAUUCAUUCAAAGAGUUCUAGACAUUAAGGAUGGUGACUCUUUCGAAACUUUUGAAGUAAUCAUCUUUGAGCUAAGCUCAUUCACCUACCCAAAUGACCCGUUUUCAAACCUUAAAACCCAUGACUUCAAGCUCAUCAAUGAUAAGCACUCAUCAGUUUUGUGCCAUCUAAAGUCAAUGAGAAAAAGAGUGGGAAGGAAAAUUAAGCUCAUGAAGUAUUUGAUGAAGACAUCAUGGUUUUGUGUCACUGCAGCUUGUGCCUUAGUGGCAAUCACAGCCAUGGUUAUAGCCACACAUACUCUGACAGCAGUAAUCUUGGGCCCAGCAAUUCUGAGCUUCCCAUUUAAGCAUCUUAAGAGAAAGCUUAGAGGCUGCAAAUUUUCAAGAAAAGGGUCUCUUGGUAAGGUUUAUGAGCAGCUUGACAUAGCAGCCAAGGGAACUUACAUAUUGAAUAGAGACUUUGACACAAUGAGUAGACUUGUAGCUCGGCUUCGUGAUGAAAUUGAGCAUAACAGGGAAAUGGUGCAGUUCUGUUUGGACAGGAAAGAAGAUAAGUUAUCUUUUCAGAUUGUGAAGGAGCUUAAGAAAAGUGAUGUAGGGUUCAGGAAACAAGUGGAAGAGCUUGAAGAACAUGUGUACUUGUGCCUUGUAGCAAUAAACCAGGCAAGGGCCUUGGUCAUUAAGGAAAUGAAAAGAUCCUAUGCAUUACCGGAUCCGGAAGUAUAUACAAGAUUACCUAAUUCAGUAUGUUUGUUAUGUGAGGGUUGUAUGCAAGCCCCAAAGCAUGUACUAUGUCCAUGUCGGAAAAUAUGGGCUACAUUGCUUCCAAGUGAUGAAGGAUUGGUCAAUCUAGUAUGCAUUACUGUAUCUGGAAGUGUGUACCGGGAUUAUCCAUUCUGGAGUGCAUUCCGGAUUGACCAAUCCGAAAACAGUUAUGUGAAGACGAAAUUGGUGAUGGGUGAGAAAGAUGAUGAAGUUAGCGAUGUGAAGGUCAAGAGGGACGUUGUGUAA
Messenger RNA from Vigna unguiculata (cowpea), 1353 nucleotides. RefSeq names its product UPF0496 protein At1g20180-like. The record is from RefSeq and is a predicted model, not a curated record. Lineage: Eukaryota; Viridiplantae; Streptophyta; Magnoliopsida; Fabales; Fabaceae.